CAUGAAUUUGUUAUUUGUAGUGCUUCCGUGCUUCUUCUGUAUCUGUAACUUCAACUUUCGGGAGUGAGAUUGACAACAAUUGAAGAUGGAAAUAAUUACGAAAUUUAAGUGUGGAACAUGAUAUAUAUUAGUUUUAGGUUAGUAAAUUGGAAAUGGAUUCUCAUUUUAAAGAUGGUUCUAGCUACAUAGAAGGUGUACCAGUAAAAAUAUCUAAACAAUUUUGGCCUCCCAGACCUGUCUCUUUACCACAUGCUAUUGAUACAAGAACACCAGCUGAAUUAUUAUCUAUUCAGUAUGAUUUUUCUCUGGAAAGAAGUGUUAUAGAAUUCAGUGAGAAACGUCUCAAAGAAAUAGCAGAAGCUAAACAAAAACCUAAGCCUGGAAGUGCCAAUACAGAAAACAGUGCUGGCAGCAGCUCAAUUCCAGAAGAAUCCAUUCCAAAAACUAAUGCUCAACAUGUUCGGCCCUGGCAAUCUAAUACUAUUUUACAACCACAACAACCUCCUGAUAAAGAAAAAACACCUACAGAGGAGAAAACCCAGAAAACGCAUACUAAAAUUAAUUUGUCAGAUUUUGAAAAUGAUACCUCUAGUCCCUUUGAUUACAUGGAGCUCCAGACAAUUAAUGAUUUGGAGGAAUUAAAUAGUGUAUUCCAAGGUAUUCAUAGCAGUGAACCAAUCUCUUCAGAGACUUCUGUCCCUGCAGAGGAUGUAGUUCCUACUGUUGCAAAGUCUGUGAGUUUUCCUCUUCCUCAAAAUUCAUGGCAAACUUCUGACAAGAUUUCUGCCAGCCAAAGCGAAGAUUUUGGAAAUAUUAAUAAGACUGGAGCUGAAUCCACAUAUUUAACCAAUCUAUCACCCAGCCAAAGAGUUACUUCACUUGUUGAAGAAGAUGCAGUUUCUGCUGCAACUAAAUCUGUAAGUUACCCACUUCCUCAAAACACUUGGCAGAUCUCUUCUGAGCGGAUUACUAGCAGCAUAAGUCAAGAGUUUGUGGCCAAUGUCAAGAACUUUCCAUCAUCUAGCAAUGGCUAUGCUGCUUUUUCAAGUCCAGUAUCAAAGGCAAUGAAAGAUUUUUCUUGUGAUAACAUUAGCUUCUCAAAUUUGUCCCAAGUGCCUUAUAUUUCUUCAAAUGCUGGAGGAAGCUGUGAAAAGGCAUCUUCGUUGCGAGGUUGCAAAAGUUACUCUGACAUUCGCAGCAUCUCUGAAAUGGAAAAUGUAAAUUUGGGGAUUAGAGAACGAUCUCAUACUCCUCCUACUUUUAAUUCCGGAGUGAUAGAAUCUGUGAUUGAUCCAUUACCCAUAAAUGAAAAUCAUUUCCAGAAACCUCCAGAUGAAUCUAGUAAUGGUGUUAUUCAUGAUGAAAAUAGUGCAUAUGAAGAAUUGGAUGCUGCUGCCAAACAUUUUGUAGACUGUAUUACAGAAAUGGGAUUCCCUCAGGGUCAAGUAGCAAGGGCUGUAAAACAUUUGGGUGUUGAUGAGAAAAAGGUUGUAGAAUUAUUAUGUCAUAUACAAGCUCUUGAAGAAUCUGGAUAUGACAGUUCUGAAGCAGAAGCUGCUCUGCAUCUUCACGAUUACAAUAGAGACCAAGCAAAAGAAUUUUUAGACCUUGUGAAUCAGUUCCAGGAUUUGGGAUUUGAGAAGGAUGCAAUAAAAAAAGCUUUGGUGCAAAACAAAAAUGACUGGAACAAAACAAUCGAUUCAUUGCUCCAUUGACAUCAUUUAUUACACUUGAUUCUUUUCAAUAUAUUCCUUCGCGACAUCCUUUAUACAGAUUGGGAUCUAUAUGCAAAAUGUGAAUCUUGAAAUUAAAAGAAUAUUUUAUAAAUAUAUGGGAUAAUUAAAGAAUGCUUUCAUCUUUUUUUUCCCUAUAAAAUCAUUGUUUAUAUAUAUAUAUAUUUGAUUUUAUUUAUAAUGUGCAUAGAAAAGUUGUACAUAGUGAUUCCAAUAAAAUUGUUAUUUUCAUGUU
Argiope bruennichi is the source of this 1968-nucleotide messenger RNA. RefSeq names its product ubiquitin-associated protein 1-like. Gene Ontology annotation, cellular component: ESCRT I complex. Lineage: Eukaryota; Metazoa; Arthropoda; Arachnida; Araneae; Araneidae. The transcript is spliced from 7 exons. The coding region runs from base 153 to 1715 and encodes 520 amino acids. Gene Ontology annotation, biological process: ubiquitin-dependent protein catabolic process via the multivesicular body sorting pathway. The record is from RefSeq and is a predicted model, not a curated record. Gene Ontology annotation, molecular function: ubiquitin binding.